AUGGCUACCGAUACUAAUGGUGAUGCAGCUGCAGUUUUGGAUGACAUCAAACCUCCCCAAGGUGUUGUCUUACCACCCAAAGAAUUCAGAACUAUCCUUGAGAAAACAGCCGGCUUCGUUGCCCGAAAUGGUAUCGCAUUUGAAGAUCGCGUCCGAGAAAAAGAGAAGAAUAAUCCUAAAUUCAGCUUCCUUAGCAAUGCCGACCCAUAUAACCCAUACUAUCUAUGGAGGUUAAGCGAGAUCAAAGAGGGCCGCGGCACUGCUGUAGCUGCAGGCCGGGUAGGCGAAGCCGCUGCCGUUGUCGAAGCGAAACCCGAAGGCCCUCCAAAACCUCCAGACUUCCAGUUUUCCGCGCGUAUGCCCAAUAUCAGCGCCCAGGAUCUCGAGGUUGUGAAAUUGACUGCACUCUUCGUUGCAAAGAACGGUAGGCAGUUCAUGACUGCACUCUCGCAAAGAGAGGCUGGUAACUACCAAUUUGACUUCCUGAGACCGAACCAUAGUCUUCACAAUUUCUUCCAGCACCUCAUCGAUCAAUACUCGAUGCUUCUACGAGCCGGCGGUAUCGAUGGCGAAGGGGGAAAGGUUCAGCAAGAGAGGAUUGCUGAGCUACAGCAGAAUAUCGAUGAUAAAUAUCGUAUUCUGAGCCGAGCACGACAAAGGGCCGAAUGGCUGAAACACCAAGAGGACGAGAAGCAGAAGAAGGAGGAGGAUGAAGAAAAGGAACGACUAUCUUACGCCCAGAUCGACUGGCACGAUUUCGUUGUUGUCGAGACCGUAGUCUUCACCGAAGCUGAUGACCAAGCAAACCUACCCCCACCGACUUCCCUCUCUGAACUACAAUAUGCUUCUCUUGAACAGAAGGCCAAGGUCUCCGUCAGUGCUAACCUACGUAUUGAGGAAGCGAUGCCUACUGACGAAGACAACGCCUAUGGCGGAUACGCACAACCACCUAAUUGCAAUCUUCCUCAUCAUCCCGUACAACAAGGCGCUCAACCCCCGGCUCAAGGUGCGUAUCAGAUGGCCCCGCCACCACGCCCCGGUGGCACUCAGGAGGAUGAGGAAGCACAGCGGAUACGAGAGAGAGAGGAAGCUCGUCUGCGUAUGCAACAUGCUCAGGCGGAGGCCAAGGGCGGUGCCGCUCCGAUGAAGAUUAAAGAAAAUUAUGUUCCUCGCGCGGCUGCGCGAGCGGCUAACCGACAAGGAACUCAAAUGGCCCUCUGUCCAAAUUGUCAUCAGCAAAUCCCGAUGAAUGAGCUAGAAGCGCACAUGAGAAUCGAGUUACUAGACCCGCAAUGGAAGGAGCAGAAGGCCAAAGCCGAAUCGCGAUAUGCGACGACGAAUCUGUCACAUUCUGAUGUUGCUAAUAACUUGAAACGAUUCGCAAGCCAACGAGGAGACUUGUUCGACGGCGUUACCGGACAACCCAUAUCUGAAGAAGAGAUGGCGAGAAGAAAGCGAGCAGCACUGAAUAGCUUCGACGGCAAUCCGGAUGGCCGGAGCCAGGCUCACAUGAACCAUAUGCAGAGCGUGAACGUCGAUGAACAGAUUGCUCGGAUCCACCAGAGAUUUGCUAAGGACAAUCAACAAGGCCAUUAA
Daldinia childiae is the source of this 1596-nucleotide messenger RNA. RefSeq lists its product as uncharacterized. The transcript has 2 exons. Gene Ontology annotation, biological process: mRNA cis splicing, via spliceosome; regulation of alternative mRNA splicing, via spliceosome. The coding region runs from base 1 to 1596 and encodes 531 amino acids. Gene Ontology annotation, molecular function: RNA binding. The record is from RefSeq and is a predicted model, not a curated record. Gene Ontology annotation, cellular component: U2 snRNP; U2-type prespliceosome; catalytic step 2 spliceosome. NCBI's taxonomy places the organism in Eukaryota, Fungi, Ascomycota, Sordariomycetes, Xylariales, Hypoxylaceae.